Molecule: messenger RNA, 2814 nt
Organism: Oppiella nova
Lineage: Eukaryota; Metazoa; Arthropoda; Arachnida; Sarcoptiformes; Oppiidae
Source: the annotation of a GenBank genome assembly
AUGGUUUUGUUUUCAUCACUCAAUCCAACGAGAAGUGAUGACCAGAGGAAUGAAGAGUCGAUUGGAGACCAAGAAGUGGUCAUUAAAUCGGAAGACAAUCACAACAACGGUUCCAGUGAUGAGGAAAUGUGUGAAACAUCUCAAGACAUUCACUCAACGGAAGGGCUGUUCAUGUGUUUACUAAAAGGCUGUCAAAACACGUUUGAAUUAAAACAGAACUAUACUCGACAUCAACUGGUAGUACAUCCCGACGCCUUUCCCCACAAACCAUGGAUUCAAUGCUCGCAUACGGGCUGUCAGUUUAGGACUAAACACACGGGAACUAUGACUCAACACUCGCACAAACAUACGAAGCCAUUCGUGUGCACCCGAUGUGGACAGACAUUCACCAGUAAUAUAGCCCUUAGGCUGCACUCAAUGAGAAAUAAUUGUCACCCGAUAUCACAAACCAAUGAAAGGACGGUUGAGUCUCAAGACGUGAACACAAAUGAAGAGUCGAAUGCAGACCAAGAAGUGGUCUUAAAAUCGGGCGGACAUCGAGAUAACGGUUCCAAUGAUACGAUAAUGUGUGACAAACCCAAAGUCAUUCAAACAACUGAUGGACUGUUCGCGUGUUCACUAAAUGGCUGUCAAAACACGUUUGAAUUCAAACAAAACCUAACCCGACAUCAUCUGGUGGUACAUCCCGACGCCUUUCCGGACAUACCGUGGAUUGAAUGCCAGUAUACGGGCUGUGAGUAUAGGACUAAACACAAGCAUACUAUGAGACAACACGAGUACAAACAUACGAAGCCAUUCAAGUGCUCCCGAUGUGGACAGGGAUUCAAGAGUAAUAGGGCUCUUGAGGUUCACUCCAAGAAACAACACAACAAACAGUUGGUGAGAGUCCGCACCAGAGGGUCCGGUUGUGGCAACACUUCUGUCAAUAAAAGUCGUCUCAAAUCACAGACCAAUAGACAGACUGUUGGGACACAAGUGAUGAACACAAAUGCAGACCAAGAAGUGGUCAUCAAAUCAGAAGACAUUCAACUAAUUGAAGAGCUGUUCGUGUGUUCACUAAAUGGCUGUGAAUUCAGUUGUCGACGAAAGCCUGACAUCAAUCGACACCAACUGGUCGUACAUCCGGACGCCUUUCCCCACAAACCAUGGCUUAAAUGCCCGCAAAAGGGUUGUCAGUACAGGACUAAACACAAGGGAACUCUGACUCAACACUCGUAUAGACAUACGACACCAUUCAAGUGCACCCAAUGUGGACAGACAUUCCCCACAAAUUUUGCGCUCAAACACCACUUCCAGAGGAAUCAUAACAAAGAGUUAGUGAUAGCCCGCACCCAACGAUCCACUUGUGGCAAAUCAACUGUCAAUAAAAGUCGUCUUAAAUCACAGCCCAAUAGACAGACUGUUGGGACACAAGACGUGAACACAAAUGAAGAGUCGUUUGGAGACCAAGAAGUGGUCAUUAAAUCAGAAGACAUACAAUCAAUAGAAGAGCUGUUCGUGUGUUCACUAAAUGGCUGUGAAUUCAGUAAUCGACGAAAGCCUGACUUCAAUCGACACCAACUGGUCGUACAUCCGGACGCCUUUCCCCACAAACCAUGGCUUAAAUGCCCGCAAAAGGGUUGUCAGUACAGGACUAAACACAAGGGAACUCUGACUCAACACUCGUAUAGACAUACGACACCAUUCAAGUGCACCCAAUGUGGACAGACAUUCCCCACAAAUUUUGCGCUCAAACACCACUUCCAGAGGAAUCAUAACAAAGAGUUAGUGAUAGCCCGCACCCAACGAUCCACUUGUGGCAAAUCAACUGUCAAUAAAAGUCGUCUUAAAUCACAGCCCAAUAGACAGACUGUUGGGACACAAGACGUGAACACAAAUGAAGAGUCGUUUGGAGACCAAGAAGUGGUCAUUAAAUCAGAAGACAUACAAUCAAUAGAAGAGCUGUUCGUGUGUUCACUAAAUGGCUGUGAAUUCAGUAAUCGACGAAAGCCUGACUUCAAUCGACACCAACUGGUCGUACAUCCGGACGCCUUUCCCCACAAACCAUGGCUUAAAUGCCCGCAAAAGGGUUGUCAGUACAGGACUAAACACAAGGGAACUCUAACUCAUGACGAAAGCCUGACUUCAAUCGACACCAACUGGUCGUACAUCCGGACGCCUUUCCCCACAAACCAUGGCUUAAAUGCCCGCAAAAGGGUUGUCAUUAUCCACAAGAAAAUUAACGGUCGGUUUGUUUGCGAUUAUAUCGGUUGCGGUAAGAGUUUUACAAAGUUGUCGAAACUAAACAGACAUAAAUACACCCACUCUGCGAAGAGCUUCCGGUGCGAUGUGGACGGGUGUACAGCAAAGUACUCAUCGCCCAUAUAUCUAAGAGAUCAUAAAAAGCGAAAACAUAGCACUAAAUACCGGUGCGAUUGGGAGGGGUGUGACUUUAAAACUGGCGAUAAAUACACCUUUAAUAAACACCAAUUGAUUGCGCAUUCAGGGGAACGUCCGUUUACGUGUCCGGUCGAGGAAUGCCUGAAAACGUUUAAAGAUAAAUACACUAUGAAUGACCAUAAGCUGAUACAACAUCCCGACUCUGUGCCGGAAGUGCCGUGGAUUCAGUGCACACACACUGACUGCCAGUUUAGGACCAAAUCCAAGUGGUCUUUAAAGGCGCACGUGAGACAACACUCGAAACACUACCGGUGCGAUGAGUGCGGCAAAUGGUUCACACAUUUAUCUCAACUCAAGGGACAUGUGCCCACACAUAGCGAUGUCCUUAAUUACCGGUGCGAUUGGCCCGGUUUUUUGUUUUGUUUUGUUUAUUGA